CGUCUCUUGGUGUGCCGUAGAAAACAGGGGAGAGAUCAUUAUUUGGAUCAGCUGAAAAUGAAAAUGGAAAGUACUCCGUUCUAUAUACUCCCAUAACUGAAGAAGAAGAAGAAGAAGCUCAAGGGUCAUAUCCUGUUCCGACGAAGAAGAAGAAGAAGAAGAAGCAUGGAGCUCAAGCCUGGCCUAUCGGCUUUGGUCACCGGCGGCGCCUCCGGAAUCGGCAAAGCACUUUGCUUGGCACUUGCUCAAAAGGGAGUCUUCCUCACCAUCAUUGAUUUCUCUGCGGAGAAGGGAAAUGAGGUUGCAUCUCUGGCAGAGAAAGAGAUUUCUAAAUUCCAUGGUGAUUUGGAGUUUCGGCCUGCCACAUUUAUCAAAUGUGAUGUUACCAAGAGAGGAGAACUAAAAUCGGCUUUCGAGAAGCACUAUGAAACUUAUGGAGGGCUGGACAUCUGCAUUAACUCUGCAGGAUUGGCAAGUAGUGUGCCUUUCUAUAAGGACCAAACUGAUGGAGAUAAUACUUGGAGGCACACACUUAAUGUUAACUUCAUUGCUGUUAUUGAUUGCACUAAAUUUGCCAUCCAAAUGAUGCAAAACACACGAAAGCCCGGUGUGAUCAUAAACUUGGGCUCUGCUUCAGGACUGUAUCCAAUGUAUUUCGACCCUAUCUAUUCUGGUUCAAAAGGGGGUGUUGUCAUGUUCACGAGAUCACUUGCUCCAUACAAACGUCAAGGUAUACGCGUGAACGUGCUUUGCCCUGAGUUUGUUCAAACUGACCUGGCUUCAAAGGUGAAUCAAGACUAUAUUAAUCACAUAGGAGGGUAUGUGCCAAUGGACAUGGUUGUGAAAGGUGCUUUUGAACUUAUCUCAAAUGAGAACAAGGCAGGGUCAUGUCUUUGGAUUUCCAAUCGCAGAGGAUUGGAGUAUUGGCCAACUCCAGCUGAAGAAGCAAAAUACCUUAUUCAUUCUUCUAAAUUGAGGAGAAUAACUUCAACAUUUGUCCGACCAAAUUUUCAAAUUCCGCAAAGCUUUGAGAAGAUAGUUGUUCAUACUUUGAGUCACAAUUUCCGAAGUGCCACACGAGUUGUGCGUGUGCAAUUGAAAUUGCCCCUCAAACCACACCAUGUUCUUAUUAAGGUCAUUUAUGCUGGUGUCAAUGCUAGUGAUGUCAAUUUUAGCUCUGGCCGUUACUUCAGUAAUGAUAAAGAUCUUGCUUCCCACCUUCCAUUCGAUGCUGGAUUUGAGGCUGUGGGGAUAGUUGCUGCGAUUGGUGAUUCUGUAAGAGGUUUGAAGGUCGGCACUCCAGCUGCCAUUAUGACAUUCGGUGGCUAUGCUGAAUUCGCCAUGGUACCAGCCAAACACAUCCUUCCAAUUCCAAGACCCGAUCCAGAAGUAAUUGCAAUGCUUACGUCUGGACUCACAGCAUCAAUUUCUUUAGAAAAGGCUGCUCAAAUGGAAUCGGGAAAGGUGGUACUUGUUACUGCUGCUGCUGGAGGUACGGGGCAAUUUGCCGUGCAGCUUGCAAAGUUAGCUGGAAAUACCGUGGUUGCAACUUGCGGAGGUAAUGAAAAGGCCAAUUUGUUAAGAGACUUGGGUGUCGAUCGUGUAAUUGACUACAGAAAAGAGGAUAUAAAAUCGGUUCUGAAGAAGGAAUUCCCAAAAGGAGUUGAUAUUGUGUAUGAGUCCGUUGGUGGUAAAAUGUUUGACUUAUGCCUGAAUGCUUUAGCAGUUUAUGGUCGACUUGUUGUCAUUGGAAUGAUUUCUCAGUAUCAAGGAGAGCAUGGUUGGAAACCACAAAACUACCCUGGAUUAUGUGAAAAGCUUCUGGCUAAAAGUCAAACUGUGGCCGGGUUUUUCCUAGUGCAGCAUGCCCAUCUUUGGCAAGAGCAUUUGAGUAGGUUGAUAUAUCUUUUUUCGUCUGGAAAGCUGAAAGUUGUCAUAGAUCCUAAAACAUUUGUGGGCAUCCCUUCUGUUGCUGAUGCUGUCGAGUAUCUUCAUUCCGGUAAAAGCACUGGCAAGGUUGUUGUUUGCAUUGAUCCGUCGUUCAGCCAACAGGUCGCUAAGCUGUAAACGCGCCGCACCCUUAUUUUCUCUUUUUUGGCAAAAUUGGGAGUAGUAAGUGCACAUUUUCGGAAAAGAAUAAGAAAUGAUAAAAGAUGAAAACAAUGCACUUAUCAAAAGUCAUUAAGGUUUUCAUUAGCAAGACCGAUAUUCAAUAAUGUUAUUCGUUAUGAAAAUUGUUAGCGUUGUUUUUUCGUGCCAAUAGAAUGAAGCGAAAAUUAGCAAGACCGAUAUUCAAUAAUGUUAUUUGUUAUGAAAAUUGCUAGCAUUGUUUUGUCGUGCCAAUAGAAUAAAGCGAAAACUAAAAU
Molecule: messenger RNA, 2366 nt
Organism: Cuscuta campestris
Lineage: Eukaryota; Viridiplantae; Streptophyta; Magnoliopsida; Solanales; Convolvulaceae
Source: the annotation of a GenBank genome assembly